Messenger RNA from Coregonus clupeaformis (lake whitefish), 3046 nucleotides. RefSeq names its product cyclic AMP-responsive element-binding protein 3-like protein 2. NCBI's taxonomy places the organism in Eukaryota, Metazoa, Chordata, Actinopteri, Salmoniformes, Salmonidae. The transcript is spliced from 12 exons. Gene Ontology annotation, molecular function: cAMP response element binding; DNA-binding transcription factor activity, RNA polymerase II-specific. Bases 370 to 1983 code for a protein of 537 amino acids. Gene Ontology annotation, biological process: regulation of transcription by RNA polymerase II. The record is from RefSeq and is a predicted model, not a curated record.
GCCCCCACUCACAUUCCUGCCUGUCUGGCUGUUCGGGCGUUGGGUAGAAAACUGCAUCAAGGAAAAAGAGGAGGAAAAAGUCCAUAGAACUCUGCCAAGAAAAUAAACAAGAACCAACACGGGGCAGCAUUCCUCUAACUCUAUUUUCCUCCUUUAAUAUUGUCAUUGGGAGACAACUGCUUUGUUGGCAGCACUACUGCGUAUAUUACAGCGUUGGAGCUAAAUCAACUGCGUGGACUGAGUGUAAAAAGUAACAUUCUGCGGUUUAUCGUUGCAAAGUGUGUGAAGGAGUGUAUUUGCAAAGUAUCAUCAUCAAGGGAACUGACAUCUAACGACACAUUGUGAAUCAGUGCGGUCGCAUCGCCAAGGAUGGAAAUAUUGGACAGUACUGAGUCCUUUUUACACUGGGAUAGGAAUCUCAGCGAGCUGUCGGAGCCUGGAGAAAACGAACAUGUCUUAUACAGCACACACUUCACAGACCUCCUGGAUGACUUUUCCCAGGAUGCUUUGCUGGGCCAGCUGCUGAGCGACCCCUUCCUGUCCGGCCGGGAAGGAGAGGCCAUGGAUGAGGGGGAGGAUUUUACCCCGUCCUCUCCGCUGCCGCCCCACAUCCAGGCGGAGCACUCCUACUCCCUGUGUGGGGACUCCCGGCCCCAGUCGCCCCUCUCACAUCUGCCUGGGGAGCAGGGGAGUGAUGCAGAGUCAGACGGUGAGGAUUGGCCCGUGGAGCAGGAGGAACAGAUGGAGGUGCUGCUGUGUGACCCUCCAGCCUUGCUGCCCACCCUAACCCUCUCCCUAGCACCCGAGGGCCACAUCACUGAGGCCCCCGACCCACCCGACCCUAGCCCCAAGCCCAACCCACAGACGGCCACACAGGGCAAGGCCAGCAAGGUGAAAGAGGUUGGUGAGAUCCAGAUCAAACUGGAGCCUCAUGAGGUGGACCAGUUCCUCAACUUGUCUCCUGAAGUUCUGGAGUCUCUGCAGAUGCCCCCCACCCCUCCCUCCUCCCACAGCAGUGACUCAGAUGGCAGUCAGAGCCCGGUACAUGCCAGCACCCCCCAGAGCCCCUCCACCCCCUCCUCUCCCCUUAGCCCUUCGCCCUCUCAGGCUGGCCUCAAGGUGUCUCUGCGCACACCCUCCUCCCUCUCCAACUCCCCUCUUCUCACCGCCCCACACAAGCUGCAGGGCUCUGGCCCUCUCCUGCUGACAGAGGAAGAGAGGAGAACCCUGGUUGCUGAGGGUUAUCCUGUUCCCACCAAGCUGCCCCUGUCCAAGGCGGAGGAGAAAGCCCUGAAGAAGAUACGUAGGAAGAUAAAGAACAAGAUCUCUGCUCAAGAGAGCCGCAGAAAGAAGAAAGAGUACAUGGACGCCCUGGAGAAGAAGGUGGAGAACUGCUCCAAUGAGAACAGCGAGCUGCGCAGGAAAGUGGAGAAUCUGGAGUGUACCAACAAGACUCUAAUACAACAGCUGCUCUCUCUGCAGGCAGUGGUGGCAGGGAAGGUUCCCCGCUCCUGCAAAGUCACUGGCACCCAGACCUCCUCCUGCCUCAUGGUGGUGGUGCUGUGUUUCGCUGUGUUCCUAGGGAGUUUCUACCCCAGCCUGGGUCCCUGCUCCUCCAUCACAGAGACUGGCCUCUCCAGAGACAUGGCCAUGCAGGAGUCUUACACUGCUACAGUGAAGUCCAGGAGCCUGCUGUCCUAUGAGGAGAGAGGGCUGGACGAGCCACACCUUCUGGGUCUGGGUGGGGACUAUCCUGACCAAUUGGAGAGGCCCACAGUUGUCAUGGCAGUGUGGCGCUCUGAGAAAAAGCAGCAGAAAGGAGAGGAGUCACACAGUGCUGAGACACGCCCACCUUUCAGCAACAGCAGUGAUACGAAUACACAGAAACCCCUGCUAUUAGACCUGCACAGGUCUCUGGAGCAGAGGGGGAACGACAGCAGUAAAAUCAUAGAGCUGGAGAGGACAGUCAAUGAGACAUCAUAGGGUCUACCUCUGACCCCUCACCCCUGACCUUUGACCUUCCCUCUGCAGGAGCAGGAGACGGAGGCUCUCUGUAUUUAUAGAAUCUUUUUGGAUAUCUUUAUUAUUUUAUCGUAUGUAGUUGUUCUUUUAUAUUGUGUUUUUAUUCCAUUCCAAUAGUACACCACCUUUUGAUAUAUUUUUGUGUUCAUACUUUGUUUUUAUUUAGCCUUUAUUUGUUUUACUUCUUUAUAUAUGUUAUGACAUGCUUUGCUUUAGGCAUUAUGCUCUGUUAUAUUUGAGUGAGUGGUAUUUUUUCCAGUAUUUCUAUGGUGAUAUUCCCCUUCAUGUGAUGGUGGUGCUAUGAGAGUGGGCCCUUUGGCUCUUUGAAUACCCUGCUGAUGUCUUCACAGUAAUAAUAUCAAAUGCUCUUUUCUUUCCAUAUUGGUUUCCUAUUGAUGUUGUCAGGAUGAAUUCAGAAUAUCACACUGUCCUUAAAUAUGAUUAUCUAUCAAAAGCCAAAGGUCUUCGUAGCAAAUCCUAUUUUUGUAAAUAUAAAUAAUAACAUAAUAACGUCAGCCUACAUGUGUGAGGUCAGUAAAACGAUGUUGACCGUUUUACUCUGAUGUUAAUCUAUGGUUGUAUGUUGAGACGACCAAGCUUUAUAAUACAGCAUUAUGACAAAGUACUUUAUACCAGAUAAUGUGUGUGGGGAAUGUGUUGUUUCCUGAACUAAGUUACUUUCUUGCUGGAGCAAACACCAUGGUGGCCUUGUGACAUGUAAUGAACCAGGAUGAUGUUUCUGCUAGGUUAUAGUCUCUACCACCUACACUGUCUCACACAUACACAUACACACAGAUGAAUAGAACCAUAAGCGCUUUCUUCAUUGGCCUGCACCCUGCAGUCAAUCCACUCACUGUGUCCCCAAAGAGUCCAUUUUAUUCUUGUUUAUUGUAUAUAAACUGUAGAGUCACAUUUUGCCUCCACAGGACCCAUCUUUGUCUUUAUGGGUUCAGUCCUUUUUGGUUUUUGCUUAAAACAAAUAAAUAUUUUCCGUAGUAAAAGCAUCAACUGCCGUGUAAGAUUA